GUCUCAAUUUUCCAAUUUGUAUGAUCUGUGUACCAAAAAUAUAACCUGCCAGAAACAAUUCUCAUAUUUGCGAUAAACUUAAGCUCAGUUAAUACCAGCAGAGCAAGAAUUAAUUCAAUAGAAUAGAACAAUAGAAUAAAACAUUGUUCUUUCAAUAUGAUUCUACGGAUAUUAGUAAUUCUGGCAUUAUUUGCUCUACAGAUAUUCAGUUCACAAGAAUCUUCCCCAUUCACAUAUGAAGUAGACUGCAGUACAUUACGAAUGGGCCAGUACCUUUGCCCAGAUCCAAGAUUUUACAACCAAAUUGACCCCAAAACGCAGCAAUUGCGCAAUUGCAAGAAAAACAAUAAAGCCCUCAUGCAAUGUGUUGCUGUAGAAGGUUUAAUGUGCACUGAAACAAAAAACUCCACAUUCUUCAAAGAAGUGCCCUGCAAAUGGACAAAUGGAUACUCCUUUGAGACAACAAUGUUACUCUCAGUGUUCCUGGGAAUGUUUGGGGCUGAUAGAUUUUACUUGGGCUAUCCAGCAAUAGGUCUUGCCAAGUUUUGCACAUUGGGAUUUAUGUUCAUUGGCCAACUUGUGGACAUCAUUCUCAUUGCAACACAUUAUGUUGGCCCAGCUGAUGGAUCUCAUUAUGUCAUGCCACAUUUUGGUCCAGCUGUGGAUGUAAUAAGAAGUGAUAACUCAACAUAUAGACUAAGACAGGAUGAUUGGUAAUUGUAAUAAAAGUUAGAUACAUA
Dalotia coriaria is the source of this 740-nucleotide messenger RNA. RefSeq names its product TM2 domain-containing protein CG10795-like. The coding region runs from base 157 to 717 and encodes 186 amino acids. The transcript has a single exon. Lineage: Eukaryota; Metazoa; Arthropoda; Insecta; Coleoptera; Staphylinidae. The record is from RefSeq and is a predicted model, not a curated record.